Messenger RNA from Puccinia graminis f. sp. tritici CRL 75-36-700-3, 1127 nucleotides. RefSeq lists its product as uncharacterized. The record is from RefSeq and is a predicted model, not a curated record. Gene Ontology annotation, cellular component: mitochondrion. The transcript has 4 exons. The coding region runs from base 49 to 579 and encodes 176 amino acids. Lineage: Eukaryota; Fungi; Basidiomycota; Pucciniomycetes; Pucciniales; Pucciniaceae.
CCUCUCCUCUCCACCACCAAAUCGAGAACAAUCGGAUUCACUGGAACGAUGGCCCAUCUUCCACUCAGUCGUGCUCUUCGGACCAGCAAGAACUUGCUCACCAGUAACAUCUCUCGACGGGCCUAUGCCUCGGCCUCCCCUCAACUCAUUUCGCCCACCAACGAAAUCUCUGUCCCCCCUCAGAGGACCGCCUACGAGUAUAAACCCCUCGACGAGCCCGACCCUCAAUUGGACGGCCUGGGGUACCCUCGAGUCGAAUCUCUCUCUCGACAGUGGAGGAACCCUUAUGCCAAAUGGGACGACCCUCAAGAGAGAUGUAACUUCAACGAACCUCUACAUGCUGAAGAGGAAAUGAUGGGUAUCUGGGCCCCUGAUGUCCAUCGCAUUUCGGUCCCUAGUGCCUUGAUCAAUCUGGCGGUCGCCUUUACUGGCUUGGGUGUCAUCCUAGUCUCAGCUGCUUACAUGGCUCCUUCUUCACCAGUCGUUCCUCGGACCUUCCCGUUCGAUGGGUUGACUAGAGAACUUGGUGGGCCUGGUCAAGGUGUCAAGACAGCCUCAUCCUCGGAGGAAUCCGAUUGAUUCACAUCCGCUGUACAACCUCAAUUAAUCUUACUUCAACAUUGUAAAGAGUCGUUUCGACUUGAUCCCUCUCUUACUCUCUCUCUGCUGAUAUCUGAAUCGAUUUUUUUUAUCAUCAUGAAAUGACCGUCGCUUUCGCGUGUCAUCCUCCAUGCGCGAUGAGAAGAAUAAGCAGCCAUACUGUGGUAUUGGUGGGAUGUUUAGUUGAAGUGCUUAUGGACGUAAAUGAUUGACUGGGUUUGAUCAAAGGUCUGGUCAAAAGAUUUAACACUUCACUCAAAGCUUUCAUCUCAAUCACACUCCCGCAUGGUGCAUGUGUCGAUUUGCGGGCGGUACACUAUUGGGGCAAGAUGAAUGACAUCUCUUGACCGUUUAUUUGAUCUUACUGUCUCAAACUCCAGUUGAAUAUAAGCUGCAGUUGAAGCGGUUCAUUCUCCUUACCCACAAGGAUCCGUGACUGCACACACCGCCGGGUGGUGUGUCUGACUUGAUAUUAACCCCAGCGGAGGCGAAUGUCGGAAGAAAUUGAUCUCCAUCAUGAAGAUAAU